This is a messenger RNA of Stomoxys calcitrans (stable fly), 696 nucleotides long. RefSeq names its product BBSome-interacting protein 1 (gene BBIP1). Gene Ontology annotation, biological process: receptor localization to non-motile cilium; cilium assembly. Lineage: Eukaryota; Metazoa; Arthropoda; Insecta; Diptera; Muscidae. Bases 400 to 690 code for a protein of 96 amino acids. The record is from RefSeq and is a predicted model, not a curated record. The transcript has a single exon. Gene Ontology annotation, cellular component: BBSome.
AUUAAUCGAUGAUUGACUUCUGGAUCCCUACACCAAAGAAUAAGAACAAGGAGAAUAAAUUAAAUUUUUUUAACAAUAAAUAUAUUGCUUGAAGUGUGAAAAAAUUAUAAAUAAAAUUAUCUUACGUUUGCAAAAGGGAUCGUAUAAAAUAUGACGAUAAUAUCGAUGUAAUUGUGAUAAACCACGUUUUAAUGAAACACCAUAGUUCUAUAUCCACCCCCCCACAAAGAACAUUUUAAUUACAAUAACAACAAUAAAGCUAGUCGGAUCUUUGUAGUAAGUGAGUGAGUGAGUGUGGUGGUGGCGUUUCUGGAGUCACCAAGUUGCAAGAAACGAAUACUAAGAUCCUCAUUGACAACGGCAGUUUGUUGUUAUUUUCUUUUUUCUGUGCCAUUGAUUAUGACGACAAAAAGCAGUAAUAAUAAUGUCAACGUAGAAAUCAAUAAAUCCACCAGAACCAGAGGAACAGCUGCCGCCAACGAAGAGGAUUUGUAUAACAAAGAAAAAAUUGAACUUAUUGUACCGACAACGGGCAAGUUGUAUUUCGAACAUAAAUCGGAGUUGGUGUUUUGUAAACCCCAUUUGAUGCCUCUGAAAUCUCAAGCGCUGGAACGCUUGGAGGAAAUGCAACGUGAAACAGCACGUCAAUUGCAGGAGAAACGUUUGAAAGGCUCCCAUAAGAAGAACUAAAAGCGG